GCACAGAGCCUGACACAGGGCUCAAUCCCAUGACCCUGGGAUUAUGGGAUUAUGGGAUUAUGACCUGAGCCGAAAUCAAGAUUUGGAUGGUCAACUGACUGAGCCACCCAGGUGCCCCUAUAUAUUCCUAUAUUUAAAAAAAAUGAUCAUGGUUUAUUAUUCAUUAGCACCUAUGAAUUUUUAAUAUUGUUUUGUUUUUGUUCCAUGUUAUUCUGAAAUGAUAUUUCAAAGAAUUGGGAAUGGAGCUUUUAUUCCCAAAUGUAGAUUUAAAAAAUAUUUUCAGAUAUUCUUAGUGUUUAUCAUACAUCAGUUUAUUAUUUUAUUUUUAUUCUCUUGCACUGAGGGUAAUUUUCAAUAACAACUCUCUUUGGGGGGUUAGACAGUUUUUGUUUUAAUUAGAAAGAUAUCUCCCUUGCUCUCUUAUGCUACUGUUGACUUAAAUAAUUAAGAAAAUAAUGGCUGAGUACACAUUUGUUCUUUCAAAAGUAAACAACUACCCUUUGUAAUCUAGAAAAGAACCAGCCUGUGGAUACCCAUGGCAUGUUUGCUCCAAGAAUAUUUCUCGUGAUGCGGGAAAUGGCAUUGGUGUCCUCCUGACCCUCAGGCCAAAAUACGUGAUGUAUCAUGUACAUGACUAGCUGUGCUUUGUCCAUGAGGGUGUCCAAUAAUAGCAAACCCAUAUGACAACUAAUCUUAGGAAACUGUGUCGUUAAUUUGAAAUAUUGCCCUGGGUAGUUCAACCUUGGCUAAAUAAAGAUGUUUUCUCUUAAAGUCAGUACUUUGUUGCCCUCAGCAGUUGUUCUAUAUUAGCCUGCCAAGAAACAUUAUCCCCCAUUUAUAGAAUUUGAUGGAGUGUCUCAGAAUCUCCUGGCAAUGGUCAACAUUUCAUCUGAAAGGAAGCAAAUAUACCUCUCUGGUGGAUAGCGAGGAGGGAGGACGUGCAGCUUAUUUUCAUCUUCAAACUGAGAUGUUAGGUUAAUUUUUAGUCUCCCUGGACUUUUCCACAUGGAAUAGUAUGGAAAGGACUGGGGAAAAAAAUCACUGUAAUUCAGCCAAGAACGGAGCAACACCAUCAUCUCUAGAGAAUGCACAGCAUUGCAGUCUAUCUCUCUCUGUACUUAUUGCUUACUAGGAGAGGGUAUAGACUUUGAAGUUUGUGGUUCCCUGUCUCAGAGUAUCUUUGUUCUCUCUGUCUGUGUCAAGUUUUGUGAACAUGCAUUUGACAGCUACUACGUGCAAGGCAGCGUGCUAGGUAGCCCUGGGGGUAUAAACGUGUAACCCAUCACCACCAUUAUCCUGCUGGAAAUUUGAAGGCUGCAUCCUAGAAGGGAGACCAGUGAUAGCCAUGGAAAUUGAUAGACAAGGUCUCCAGUGUCUUCUGUUUUUCUAAGAGAAAAAAAAAACUGUGAGGAGAAACAAAACCAUACAUUCUAUCAGUUUUCAUCUCUGCGCUUGAUGCCAUUAGGAGAAGAUUCAAAAGAGGUUGCCAGUAAGGUAGGUAAUUUUAGAGCAUCGAAACCAUAGAGAAAUGAUGCCAGACAGGCUGAGAGGUGGGAAGCACAAUGUAGAACGUCUGCAUGGCACCCACUGUGGUUAUGAUUAGAUAUGGGGAGCCCUAGUCAUUCCUAGUGAUAUCCCUAGGGAUUGUUUUGAUCCCUCUGUCUAUAAAAGCAGGGCCCACUCGUCAUUCAGAAUGAGCCAGAUAAGCCAAAUAUUCUAAGUGUUUUGAGCUUCUCAAGAAGCCAAGGAACAGAAGUUCAAGAAUCUGUGCUUUGUGUGAUAAUAUUUUAUAUCUUUCCAGAGAUUGAAUGAAAAAUGCCUAAUUAAAGUGAAUGCAACGAAUAGAAAGAGGUAUUGCUUGACCCCGGUACCAUGCAGUUACUACUCUGGGAAGACUAUGCAUGCACCUUUUAACAAAUGAGAGAAGGUGAUUCUUCUGAUACUCUAUUUGUUUAGUUUUCUAAAACCUUCUUCUAGAAAAAAGUACAGUUUGGAAAAUCAAUCAAGGUAGUUCAAAUGGAAGGUUUUCCUCUUGAUGCAAAGUGAUGAAGCCGAAGGUCGUUUUCUUAGGGGGAAAAAUAUCACAACUCACGCCAGAGCAUUUCAUUGAGAGUUCUUGUUGCUUGCGUUUUGAAAGUCACAUUGUCAAAAAGAGAAAUUUUGGAAGGGCAGGGAGGGGUGGGCCAAGAGCUGUGGCUCGCAUGUUGUCUAUAAUCAUGAUUUCUUUUUUUUUAAGAGCCUGUUUUUCUCGGCGGAUUAUGUUCUGAAAAUAGAGCACAAACAUGUAUUCUCAGGCUUGGCAGGGGCCAGCAUUUUGUUUACUGCUUGGGCUAAUGUUUUGUGAACAGGAACCUUUUCCCAGACAAUCCCAGGACUGAAAGGCCUCGUAAAAAGAGGUCAGCUGGUCCAGGCUCCAGCACCCUUUUCCCAAGUGGUCUUCCUGCCAACCGCUAGGGCCUCAUUUUCCAGUGGCAGCCCAGGCUAUGUCUGGGUGGUGUCCAAGCAACAGAAAAGCCUCCCUUCUCCUGCACUGGAAUCUUUCACACUGACUUCCCUUCUUGCUCUUCGUUCCUUCUGGGGUUUUCACGGGAUCUGUGCAAUUCCUCUUUCCUCUGAUAGCCCUUCAACUAUGAGAGAUCCGAAGGAAUGUCUUCCUGCUCCCACCUUACCCCCAAGCCACCCAGCCUUCUUCACCCGGUUAUAGUUCCUCCAUGUAUUUCAUGUGAUAAUUAAAGCCCUUCACCACUAACCGAACCCCCCCCUUUUUUUUAAGUUUAAAAAAAUUUUAAUUCUUUGUGAGAGAGAGAGCGUGCAUGAGUGGGGGGAGAGAGGGGCAGAGGGAGAGAGAAAAUCCUAAGCAGGCUCCACACUCAGCACAGAGCCCAACUCAGGGCCCAAUCCCACGACCCUGGGAUCAUCAUCUGACCCCAAAUCAAGAGCCGGAUGCUCAACCGACUGAGCCACCCGGGCGCCCCAUCCAUUUUACUUUUAAAAACUAUGAACAUGCUAUGUAUAUAUUAAAAUAAUGAACAUAUAAAAUAAUUCAAAUAGGAAAACAACCUAUAUGCAGCUAUGUGGACAAUAUAAAGGAUCUUUAAUCUUUUUAAGAGAGGUGUUUGUUGUGAUUAUUGAGGGAGAUAACGUUUGUGAGAGUGCCUAGCACACAGUAGGUGCCAAAUAAAUGUUUGCUGGAUUGGAAUCUAAAGCAAGCGUGUUUGACCAGACUACGACUGUUCCUUGAGAAGCUGCAGAGAACUACUUGGCAGUCUUUCCUGACCUUCCAUGAUAGCGUUUCUUGCUGUGGCUGAUUAUCACUGUUGUCCCGAGGGCAUUGGGCUCAUGACCCCACGGGUGUGUGUGCCUGCGUGUGUGCAGGAUGGGGUCGGUGCUGGAGGGACUGGAAGACAGUCCUAGGGAGAGCACAGCGAGCAGAGGGGAGAGAGGGCUUUGGUGAGGCUGAUGGAGGAGGCAGGGGAGAAAGGGAAAUUAGACUCCUUACAGAGAGCACCUGUAUGCUUUUCAAAGCACUGCCUCCCUUCCUUUCACUUGUUGAAACUGGGCAUGAAGUCAAGAUUAGAUGUGUCUGAUACAACUUUGAAAAGGAGGAUGAAAAUCUCUAGAGAUAGUAUGAAGCAUGUAAAAACCCAUGGAUGGAGAAAAGACUUCUCUUGAAGCAGACGGCACAGAUACAGCAUGUCCUGACUCAGAGAGAAAUACCUGUCGACUCCAGUGCCCAGCGCGGAGGUCACAGGAGGUCACAGGACUGCCCCUCAGCCUUAGAAGGAGGGAGCCAGUCAAGAACAUAAUUUCCCUGCCUUUUCCCCAGAAAUCUUAAAAACAGGACAAUGUCUUUUAAAAUCCUUCUUAAUACGGUUCUUAGUAAAAGUAGGAUUGUGACUUUUGUGUCAUAAGAGGCUAGAAUUCUAUUCUUGUUUUAUAAAUGGGAGCAUCUGUGCCUUGACUUCACUUCGUAUCACUUUUCGCGAAAUGCUGUCCCCUUUUCGCACCUCUCUCUUUGCUAAACAGGUUUUCUUCCUCUCUUUGUAAAGGUGCCUUUGUUUAAACCAAUGGAGUUACUUGCCUUUACUGUAAACACAGUGUCCAGUGACUCUCUUUAUUGUGGAGAGCCAGCAGCUUCACAGGAGGAAAAAAGUCUUGAAGGUCACUUUCUGAUGUUCGCAUUAUAAAAUAAGUCGUCAUGACUUUAAAAAAAAAACAAAAAUGAACCACCCACUGCCUCGGGGCUUAUUAGCCCAUUACAACGGAGUUCGGCUAACAGCUAGCGUUUGUUGAAUCAUAAUUGAUCUGAUAGAAUGUAAUCUGAUAAUUAGUAGCCUUGUAAAAAUAAAUACACUCGACUCCUGUUUCAUUUGCCCUUGAGGGCUCUACCGUGGUGGUUCCAAACUGUACCUUUGAAUUGGAGAAGUUGGGGCAGGUUCACAUUGCAGGCUGCGUGCUUCCUGGGGCAGCGUCCACCAGGUACGUGCACACACAGGAUGCCAGCCCGGCCCCACUUUCACCUGAAAUGCUGUGACCUGGCAGAGGGCUGUGUCCUUGCAUCGGAUUUUCAGCCGAGGAAAAGGGAAACCCGGUUGAAGCUGUAGGAACAGCUGGUUCUCAAGAUCAGGUUGUAACUGAGGGACACUUAGGUCAUGAUUGCCACCUGGAUGCUGUUCUCUUUCUUCACGAAGCCUCCCCAGCUUUCUGAGGAUGAUGUCCGGCUAAAAAACGAGAGAGACAAUUGCAGCGUCAGCCCCCUGGAGCCUGCAACCAGCUCCCUUCCCCCAGAUCACAAAAACAUGGAAAUUGAAGUCUCUGUUGCAGAAUGUAAAAGUGUUCCUGGAAUCACCUCUACCCCGCCUUCCAUGGACCACCCCUCCCCUUUCUACUCACCCCCCCACAAUGGCCUCCUCGCUGAUCACCAUGAAUCUCUGGAUAAUGAUGUGGCCAGAGAGAUCCGCUAUCUAGACGAGGUGCUGGAGGCCAGCUGCUGCGAUUCUGCUGUGGACGGAACUUACAACGGCACGUCGUCCCCAGAGCCUGGAGCAGUCGUCGUGGCGAGCAGUCGAAGCCCACCUGCCCACACAGCCAUCCAGCCAGAACUCACGGAGAGGGCAGUGGGCAGACAGGCCCCUCCUCACAUCGAGUUCAGCACAAGCAACUCUGACGCCAUGGCAGAGGGUGGAAAAGCCAACGGCCACUCGCCUGACCAGCCCCAAGAUCUGCGGGGGGACGGCCUCCAGGCACCCGCGAGCCCCAGCUCCUCCACCAGCUCGCGGUGCUCGGGCCGUGACGGGGAGCUCACGCUCACCACACUGAAGAAGGAGGCCAAGUUUGAGCUGCGUGCCUUCCAUGAGGACAAGAAGCCCUCCAAGCUCUUUGAGGACGACGAGAAUGAGAAGGAGCAAUUCUGUGUCAGAAAAGUGAGGCCUUCGGAAGAGAUGCUGGAGCUGGAAAAGGAAAGGAGAGAACUCAUCCGGAGCCAGGCCGUGAAAAAGAAUCCUGGCAUCGCGGCAAAAUGGUGGAAUCCUCCCCAGGAAAAAACCAUCGAGGAGCAGCUGGACGAGGAACAUCUGGAGUCGCACAAAAAGUACAAGGAGCGCAAGGAGAGGAGGGCGCAGCAGGAACAGCUGCUCAUGCAACAGCAGCAGCCGCCCCCAGCCCAGCUCUGCGCGGCCCCUGCGGCCUCCCGUGACCAGGCCAGCGCGGCAGAAAACGUAAAGGAGGACAUCGUCACCGAGCAGAUAGACUUCUCUGCUGCUCGCAAACAGUUCCAGCUCAUGGAGAGUUCCAGGCAAACAGUGGCCAAGGGCCAGAGUACACCUAGGCUCUUCUCUAUCAAGCCCUUUUAUAGGCCUCUGGGGUCAAUCAACUCAGACAAGCCACUGACCAUCUCGAGACCAGCUUCCGUCGGGGGCCUUCCAGAAGACAGUGGUGCAUCAGCAGCCAAGGGGCAGCAGAAAGCCAGCUGUGCCCUGGAGAGUCAGCCUGCGGGGGGAAGCCAGGGCAGCACAGCUCCUCAGGGGAGAGAAGGGCCCUACAGUGAGCCUUCCAAACGUGGGCCCUUAUCCAAACUGUGGGCAGAGGAUGGGGAGUUUACCAGUGCCCGGGCCGUCCUCACUGUGGUCAAGGAUGACGACCCUGGGAUCUUGGAUCAGUUUUCAAGGUCAGUCAAUGUCUCUUUGACCCAAGAGGAGCUUGACUCUGGUUUGGAUGAAUUGUCAGUGAGGUCCCAGGAUACCACUGUCCUGGAGACCCUGUCCAACGAUUUUAGCAUGGACAACAUCAGUGACAGCGGGGCCUCCAAUGAGACAACCAAUGCCCUCCAGGAGAAUUCACUGGCUGAUUUUUCUCUGCCCCAGACUCCACAAACUGACAACCCUUCAGAGGGCCGAGGAGAAGGCGUCUCCAAGUCCUUUAGCGAUCACGGUUUCUAUUCCCCUUCAUCCACACUGGGAGACUCUCCAUCGGUUGAUGACCCCUUGGAGUAUCAGGCUGGUCUCCUGGUGCAGAAUGCCAUUCAACAAGCCAUAGCCGAGCAAGUGGAUAGAGCUGUGUCCGAAACCAGCAAGGGUGGGACAGAACAGCAGGGACCUGGAACAACUCUAGAGGAAGCUGGCACUGGGGCUCCCAGUUCAGAGAAGCCUCAGAGCAUGUUUGAGCCGCCUCAGGUGUCUUCUCCUGUUCAAGAGAAGAGGGAGGUAUUACCAAAGAUUCUGCCUGCUGAAGACCAGGCACUCAGGGAAAGGGGGCCCUCCCAGCCACUGCCAGCCGUACAGCCCAGUGGCCCAAUAAACAUGGAGGAGACCAGACCGGAAGGGAGCUAUUUCAGCAAGUACUCAGAGGCAGCUGAGCUGAGGAGCACAGCCUCGCUCCUGGCCACUCAAGAGUCCGAUGUGAUGGUUGGGCCCUUCAAGCUGAGGUCAAGGAAGCAGCGGACUUUGUCCAUGAUCGAAGAAGAGAUCCGAGCAGCUCAAGAAAGGGAAGAGGAACUGAAGAGGCAGAGGCAAGUCUUGCAGAAUACCCAGAGCCCCAGGGCAAAGAACGCCCAAUCGCUGCCCUCCCGAACGUCAUGCUACAAAACCGCUCCAGGGAAAAUAGAGAAAGUCAAACCUCCUCCAUCCCCCUCACCUGAAGGCCCCAGCUCGCAGCCUGACUUAGCCCCCGAAGAGGCUGCCGGAUCCCAGCGGCCCAAGAAUCUGAUGCAGACCCUCAUGGAAGACUAUGAGACACACAAAUCUAAAAGGCGUGAGAGAAUGGAUGAUAGUAGUUACACCUCUAAGUUACUGUCUUGCAAGGUGACUUCCGAGGUCCUUGAGGCCACACGGGUUAAUCGAAGAAAGAGCGCACUGGCCUUGCGCUGGGAGGCAGGGAUCUAUGCCAACCAGGAGGAAGAGGACGAUGAGUAACAAACUUCCUUCCACCCAGGAAGCUUCUUUGGUGCUUGGGUUACCAAGAAACCAAGCAAUCAACACAUUGAAGCAUUUUAAUGGAAUAUUUAUUAAAGUGCAAACAAACUCCACAAUCCUUAUGUAGACCAGAAGCUGCAGUGACCAACGAUGAAAAAUAAAGUAAAAAGAAGCCUACCCAUCAAACUCUAUAAACACCCAGGAGUCAAAAGACAAAGGAUUUUUUGAGACUCAAAAGAAUCACCUGGAUUUGGACCAAUCCACAAUUGAUCCAAAAGGACAAAGCAGUAACAAGCAAAUCAACAUGGUUGCUCCAGGCGGAAUUGAGACCAGCCUCGCUGGGUGAUGACAAACAUUGGUGACAGGGCCAUUUAGAGCUGCACAGCCCACGCCGGUGCAAUCUACAGGGUGUUGGAGACUCCCGGCACCGGUUCCCUACCGUCGCUCACAGCAUCAGAGGUGUGGGAAUAACUCCGUUUACUCCAGCAGCCGUAAAAUGAAAUGCAAGUUUCUCUAUAUCUGCCAGGAGAGGCAAUUAGGAUUCCAUUUCUCUUACAUCUAAUUGUUUUUAAUUGGAAGCAAUUAAUGAUCGCAAUAUAUAAAAUCCACCUUCUUAAGACAAUGUUUCUUCAUGUUGCAAACACAAUCUAUUCUACAUGAGGGGGUUGAGAAAGAGGGAGAAAGCCAAACCAAAUGGAUUAUUUUAGCUUUAGGAUCUCGUCUGCUUGUAGUAUUGACUAAUUUGCCGUUUAUGAGAACACAUUUUCACAAUUAUGUUUCUUCAUAUGAAAACUAUAUUUAGUGGGCAACAACUAUUUUUAUGAUGGGAUGGGGGGAGUAUAUCCAUGUAUAAAAUCUGUACACAUCCAACAGCUUGGCUCAAGAUGGUGGGGGUAUUUUUAGAGUGGCAAUAAUUGAAAAAAGGGCAAACUCUGCCUUCGAGAGGCAGAUGACAGGAAAUAAAAAGGUGUUUAUAACUAUAUUUUAUAUUAUAAAGUGGACCUUAGUAGGAAGAAUGACAGAUUAUUUUGGAUCAAUCAGAAAGGAAUCAUUAAAGAAAGGACAUGAAGGUAGACAGAGAAACAGGGAGGGAGAACGUGGGAAAUUAAGGAAGUAACAGAUAUUAUUUUUGCUGAGCAACCAGCAUUUUUCAGAAUGAUAAAGAGAAAAAUAUAGAAUAGAAAUCUAAGUGCAGGCUUGGAAUCAGCUACAAAUCCUAAAGAUGGUGUGUGUGUGUGCGUGCGUGUGUGUGCGUGUUUGUGUGCAUGCGUGUGCGUAUGCGUGUGCGCGCCCGUGCGUGCUCAUGCACGUCCCUUUGUGUGUUUGGGUAAAGUGUGUGUGCAAGGAUUAAAAUUCCAGAAUGCUCAUGGGACAAGGGUGUACAGUUAUUUCCUCCAAAGCUGUUUGCCAGCGUCAGGAGUGAGAAUUUCUUUUUUAUGAAAAGGGAUAUAGAGGCACCGACCUGAUGCAGUAUUUGUAAUAUUAAAUUGACCUAACAUGGUAUUUGCAUGAGUCACAAUUGCAAAGUUUUGAGCAGUUUUGUAAUUUGACAUUUAGAGAAGUUACCGUAUUUAUUCUCAUGCUUUGUAUUCAUAGCUUAGUAUACUGUAAAGGAUGCCAGCUCUAUCUCACUGUCAUUUAAAGCAAUAUCAAAUGGGUAUUCAAUAAUUGGGUGCCCUGAAUUUCUGGAUGAGAAAAGUUUUUAAUUCUGGCCAUGAGAAAAAAAACUGACCAGCCUUUCUUUUUUCUAUUUGUUUUAAAACUAUGGUUUUUAAAAGAGCAAUAAUGAAGCCAGACCUCACUAAAAUUCCUUUUUGUUUUUAUACUGUUAUGUCAUAAGCUCUAAUAUGUUAUUCUGACAAAUAACAACUCCACAACAGUGUGUACGUAGAUGUUAGGCACAUUACCUUUGCUUCUUUUAAUAGUGUAGUGUUGACUUUAGGGGGAAAGUUUAUUCACAGGCAAGCGGUAGGCAUAAAGUAGAAAGGCAACCAUCUGAUAACUUACAAGGAUCCUUUAAAACUGCCAAAGGAACCUGCAAUUUGAAGCCAAAUUCUAGAGAUCGGUGGCUGGCACCAUCUUUAUGUGGUUUAUUCUCCUGAAUAUCGUGAAGGAAUAUUCAACAAAAUGUGCUAGCCACUGGGGACACAAAACAAGAUCCCUGCUGCAAGGAAUUCAUUUUCAAGUGGGGGAGGCUGGCAUGGAGACAGACAUUCCCAGGAAAAUGAGGUCUGUGUUAGACUAGAAGUCCUGACGGGUGAAAUGGGAGCCCCCAGGAAGGCUGCCUUGCCUGAGGAUUUUCAGCGUUCCCAUGGCAGGCAUGUGACUAAAAGAUGGGACAAGAGCUUCCUGUGGCUCAGGGGCACAGUGGCAGCUAGGAUGGCUGGAGAGCAGAUGGUUUUAUGAGAUGCACAAAAAAAGAAACAUGCUUCGUGUUUUCUGGACUAACUCUGAAUCUGGUAGAGAACACAGACUUGAUAUAGACUAACACUGUCUUUCCCAAGAGGAAACAGCCCUCAGGACCCACCUGACAUUGUUGUGUUUUGAAGGAAGCCGGGUCCCCACCCAUCUUAAACCUACAUUUGAGAAGAGAAUUUGCAGCUGAAUGGGAAGCUUAGGAGGCCACCCAAUUCGUGGAAUCUUUUGGAGGCAGACAAAUUGGGCUUUGACUACAGUUGACUGAACCAGAAGCAUUGCCUAGAGUUCUAGCAGGGAUCCUUUGGUCCUCGCUCCACGUGUAGAUAAGGCAACAAAUGCAGAGUUUCCGUGAGCCUCCCACAGUCACAGCGCUGCUUAACUGUGGCCCCUACAUCUGCAACAUUCGCUUGUACCCUCUGCUGCCUUCUGAGGACUGCUGUCGAUUUCCUUGGUCCACUCACUUAGAAUCCUAUUAAAAUGUAAAUUGCAGUUCCCUUGGAAGAGCCAGGUUUUCCCUGUGCUCUUGAGUUUUUUACCCGUUCAGAAAACAUCGGGCUUUGUCCACAGCACCGUGCCAGGCCCUGGGAUCCCAAAGGAACCCCUUUAACCUUCUGAACAUGCAACAGACCCCUGGAGGAGAGUCAUUACUGCCUAAUCCACCAAGAGGAAGAGGCCUGUCAAAGAAAUUGGCCUCUGAUGCUCGUCCCUGCCCCCAAAUAGCACGCAAGCUUGUUAAUCUCAACUAGAACAAAUGUUUAGAUUCUGUAGAUGUUAAAAGCUUUCCUGAAAGCGUUCCCUUCCACAGUGUUUAUAGAUGUUCACUUUCCUCGGGAGCUGAUUAACUACUGACAUGCCUUGGCUCUCUCAUCCAGAAAUUAUGGAAACAGGGUCUGUCAGUGGUAGGAGGCUGGGCUGUAGUCUACUCGGGUGACACAAUGCAAUUUCCUUGCCUCUUUACACCUCUGCAUGCUGCCCACCUUAGACAAUGACGUAUAAGCAGUAUAUAGAUCAGUGUCCACAUACAUACACAACACAACACAACACAACACAACACACACAUAUAAGGUGUAACAAGAAACACUAAGACAGUGUUGACUCUUGUCUCUGAAGACAAACAUUUUUCCAACUCAAGAAUGGAUGUAAUUAAACUAUGUAUUGAAAAAAAAAAUAGCCUAAGUGUUUAGAGAUGGUGAAUAUAUCCAGUUUUAGUGACAGAACCAAUUUCCUGAAUUUUAAGCAUUCAGUGAGUGAACUGCCAGCUUUGAUUUUGUGUUGCCCUUUACCCAAAUGACUUUUUUUUUUUUUUUUUGGAGGAGGGGUGGGGGGGAAACAGCAGCAAUACUGUGUUUGAAAAUUAUACUCUGUAUCUGGCUCUCCUGUGUAUGUUAACCACUUAAAUGUUAUUAUCCUGCUUCAGUUUUAUAGUGAUUGUGAGGCAUUCGAUGCAAGUAUACAAUUAUUUUCUCAUUAAAA
This is a messenger RNA of Acinonyx jubatus (cheetah), 11300 nucleotides long. RefSeq names its product PALM2 and AKAP2 fusion (gene PALM2AKAP2). NCBI's taxonomy places the organism in Eukaryota, Metazoa, Chordata, Mammalia, Carnivora, Felidae. The coding region runs from base 4653 to 7409 and encodes 918 amino acids. The transcript has 5 exons. Gene Ontology annotation, cellular component: membrane. The record is from RefSeq and is a predicted model, not a curated record. Gene Ontology annotation, biological process: regulation of cell shape.